AUGGGUUGCGUAACAAAACGACGAAAUACAGGGACAAGUCGGCGUAAUGUUUCAAAUGAAUGUGAAAUACCUGAUGAAAUCGAUUUUGAUACAGCAUGGAAAGUUUAUAUGCUCAACAAAUCUGCGUGCCUUCUUCAUUAUGUUCCUAAUCCAAAAACCAAAAACUGUCGUGAUAAUCCAUAUUGUUUGGGACGUUUGGGCUUGGAAAAAUGGGACAAAUUAUUAAGUUGUAUCAAAAAUGAAAAUAAGACGAACACCGAUUUGGAUCGACGUGAUAUUGCGAGGAUACCUUGUGGUUUAGUGAACCUCGGAAAUUCAUGUUAUGUGAACAGUUUUCUGCAGAUAUUUUUCAAUGACCCUGUUUUCCGCAAAUGCAUUUAUGACUGGCGACCAGUUGCUAAUUUUGUCAAACCAGAAGGAGAAAAAAUAAAUAUUGAGGAGCUGAUGCACUGCAUACAAAAAUUAUUUAUAACUUUACAAAUUACACCUUAUGAAGAUACCAGUGCUGAAGGAUUGGUUAAGCUGUUGCAGCUGGAUGGCAAUCAACAUGAUGCUUUAGAGUUUCAAAUACUUUUCUUUGGUAAACUUGAAAAACUGCUCAGCUAUCAUGUUCAAUGGCAUGGAGUACGCGAAACUAUUCUCAAAAGGUUCCAGGGAGCUAUAACGCAAACAAUUUCUUGCAAAUGUGGACGCCGCAGUGUUACGGAGUUACCAUUUAAUCCAUUUUAUUUAAGUAUUGAAAAAGCUAGAUCGUUAUCAAAGGCAUUGGAAUAUUAUUUUCUUCCAGAAGAAUUACCUGACUACAAAUGUAGCGAAUGCGGACAAACUGGUUCUGCACAAAAUCGUCUUGCCAUUAAGGAGCCUCCACCUGUGCUAACAAUACAACUUAAUCGAUUUACAUAUGAUGCUGUGGGACACAAAAAGAAGAUUCACUCACCGUUACAAUACCCAAGAGUUUUACAACUCGGUGAUGUAAAGUAUGACAUUUGUGCUGUAAUGAUACAUGAAGGUCCUAAUGCUGAUUGUGGACAUUACUACGAUCUAAUAAAGCAUCCAGGCACUAGGCAAUGGUUCACAUAUAAUGAUGAGGUUGUAAAACCAUCUGCUACUCCCGGUGUAAGUGUUGAAAAAGAACGCACAUCAAAAGUUACUGCCGAUAUGAAAGGUUGCUACGCUUUAGUUUAUCGUCAAGAAAAUGAAGAGAAUUCAGCUAUUCCUGCUGUUCCGGAAGAUUUAUUAGGUGAUAUCGCUAACAAGCUAGAAGAAGAAUUCAUUGCUCAAACCAGUGCAACCACAGAAAUGACUCUGAGACUUAAAAAUACUGUUGAAGAUUAUCACAAACGUCUUACGGAUACAUUCGAUAAAUUACAGGUAAAGAAAAGCGAAAAAAUGUUGAAGAAUCCAGAUGACAUUGUAUUUUUACCCACUGAAUUAUUCAGUACUGUUUUAUCUUAUGAAUUCAGCAAGAUGGUGGAAAAUAAUGAUGAGGUUUUCAAAAAUGUUGCAAAUAACACUAGAAAUGCUGCGGUCAUCAAAUCAUUGAAUUGUAAAAAUACGCAUGAGAGUGGAUCGAAAUCAUCAUUCUCGUUGUGUGUACAUAAUCGUGUAUCACUUGGCAGUGUAAGAAGUGGCGCAAUAAAAGCUGUAAUGAAAAGCGCAGCAAGAAAUUUUUUGACAUCUUAUGGUGUCGAAUUUGUUGAUUUAAAAACUGGGUCAGAUAUUUGCUUGGAAUGCGUAGAAGCACUCAAGGCACGCAAUGAAUUUGUCAGGAAAGUUCAACUAAAAGAAAAGCUAGUAAAGCAAUUGUUACGAGAGAAAUCAAAAAGGUAUUAUCAUUCGGAAAAUUGCUUUUGGGUAUCAGUACGUUGUUUAUCGCAAUAUCGACAAUUAGCUUUACGUGCGCAUGAACAGUCCAUAAAAUCGUACGCAGAAAUUACAGAAUUAAAUUAUUUUUGGCCAUGUAAACGAUUUGGAAAGCAAGAAUCAGUGACAGAUUGUGAUCCUUCAACAUCUGAAGUUUCACAAAGGCUUUUAUUGGAAACUGGAUCUGGAAAAGCAGUUGAUGAGUUUGGCUUGCCAGAUGAUUUUGGUCCGGUAACCUUCUCAAGUAAUGGUGGCGAUUCUUCAGAAGCUGCAGUUAAUGGUAGCUCUACUGAGGGAAAUUCAUCUGCAACUGGUGAUACAUCAGAGCAAAAUACUUUUGUUGAUGGAAAACAGGGUAGUCGAAAACGGGCAGUUCUAUAUUGCAAAGAUCAGGUUGUUGACUCUGUUAUGGAAAAAUGUACUGAUAGUUAUCAAAUUUCAAUAGUGGAUAACUUGGAUUCGUCUAAAAAACAAAAGUUAUUUGAUAAUGAUACUUAUUCAACAACUCGACAGACAAGGUCUUCAUCUGAAUCACCACCGGAUAUUGCCGAAGUGCCAGAUAUGGUCUCUACUGCUAUUGGAAAAAGUGAAUGUGAUGAAGAUGUUAAUGAAGCACAAGUUGAACAAUCAACUGAUACGAAUGAGACUUGUAGUGAUAAUUUAGUCGCAGCUACUUUUGAUGAAUUUGGCCCAUCACAUUCGGGGAAAGAAUCAAGUAAACAGCAAAGUUCGACUAUCGAUGAUAAUACACAAGGAUCAUCAGAGAGUAAUAUUCAACCUAGAGAUGCACUUCAGGAAGAUAUGGAUUGCACUCAAAGUGAAGAAGAUGAAGAAGAAGAAAGUUUGGUGGUUUUCAAUGGUGACCUACGAUGUGAACAUGGACUUCUGGAUUACGAAUGCUGGAUGACAAAUGAACGACGCAUUGUUGUUGAUGAAAAUGAGUGGAAGGAAUUAACUGUUGGAAUUUUUGAACCGGACCAUUUGUGGUGUAUUAGUGUUGAUGAAUUUCCUUGUUCCAUUUGUAAAUCAGGUUAUUUGUACAAAAAAGAUGAUUGGGAGGAAACCUUACGGCGUAUGAAGGAAAUACGUUUGGCUAUCGGUGAAUUGAUUCGUACAGCUGUUCGAAGGACAAUAACGGUGAAGUCACCGACGCCUCAAAUUUACCAACGUGUUAUUUGUCGAAAUUUUUUGAAAAAUCUGAUUUCAGCAUUCAAAAGCCGUGUACGAAAUCCAACUAUUCCAACCAUUUGUCAAGACUGUAUGCUUUGUUCACUACACAAAAAACCAUGUGUAUUAAUUGAUAAUACCGAGGGUUUGGCUGUUCCACUUACUUUAGAAGAAUGGCAAAAAAUUCUAGCAGCUAUGCAAAUCAGUGAUGAUGAUGUUGUGCUCAUUUGCCUUGAUAACAAAGGAGUAUGUGAAAUGUUCUGUGAUGAAUGUUUUCGGCAGCAACAACUUCAAGUUGAACAUCAACGUUUUGUUUACGAAAAUGGCGCUGAAAUUUAUGUGAAACUUAAAAGUGAUAAGAAUGAUGAACCAAUAAAAACAGCAAACGGUGAUUUGAUAGCACCCUUUAAUGCUACUCCAUCAUUGAUUCGUCCGGAACGGCAUGCAACAACAAGGCGUGCAGUCGCGAAAUGUUCCAUGGUUUUCAAAAUGACGUCUCUGAAUACAAUUCAUCAGUUGAAAAUAAAAAUAUAUCAAAAAACGGGUCAACUACCAAACGAUCAACUUAUUUAUAUGAAAGAAAGGCUUCUCAACGAUUCGGAUACUUUAGAAGAAGCUCGAGUUGAUCCACAAGAGCUUAUUGAAACACCAUUAACAUUGAUUGUACAACAACCUACCGAAAUCCCAACAGAACCACGACAAUUGGAACGUGGUUUUGCUGAUACUGCUUUGUCGCAUUCUUAG
Brugia pahangi is the source of this 3774-nucleotide messenger RNA. NCBI's taxonomy places the organism in Eukaryota, Metazoa, Nematoda, Chromadorea, Rhabditida, Onchocercidae. The record is from the annotation of a GenBank genome assembly.